This is a messenger RNA of Xenopus laevis (African clawed frog), 5596 nucleotides long. It is a transcript of the gene slc6a4.S, whose product is annotated as solute carrier family 6 (neurotransmitter transporter), member 4 S homeolog. Lineage: Eukaryota; Metazoa; Chordata; Amphibia; Anura; Pipidae. The transcript is spliced from 14 exons. The coding region runs from base 224 to 2218 and encodes 664 amino acids. Gene Ontology annotation, molecular function: serotonin binding; serotonin:sodium:chloride symporter activity. Gene Ontology annotation, cellular component: presynapse; endosome membrane; membrane. The record is from RefSeq and is a predicted model, not a curated record. Gene Ontology annotation, biological process: sodium ion transmembrane transport; amino acid transport; serotonin uptake.
UGCUGAGACCUUCUCUGUUCCAGCUGAGAUACCAACAAGCAGGUGCUGGAGUAGGAGCAGAGCCCUGAGCCCAUAGCCUGGAAAACUUUCAUUGCUGCUUCUUGCACAGGAGACUCACAGGCCUGGCAUCUGAAGACUUGAGAGCCCCGUCCAAGGAACAAAGGUUAUAUUUAUUCACCAAAGUACCAAUGGGAAUCAGCCAAGACUCUACCUAAUCAAGAGGAUGGACAGAAAACCGACCUGCAUUGAGAGCCCAUCUCUAGGUUCUGAAAAGGAACCUCUGACCUGCAGGGCUCGGUCAGAGUGUAAAAAGGAUGGACAGCUACUGAGGAACUGCAAACCCUCAUUGCGUCUCUCCGAAGAGCUUAACAAGGUGCAUCCCAGUCCUGGAGAAAGAGGAGAACCAGGAAAUAUAUCCAACAAAUACUUGGCUGUACAGAGUCCCGAUGCACCUUGCAAUGGCAUGAGAAAUGGCGGCGAUGAAGGCUCAGCCCCUACACUUAUUGUCCUUCCUGCUUGUAGAGCUGAGAUACAACUUCUGCAGACGGAGAUAGGAGAAAGAGAGACAUGGAGUAAAAAAAUUGACUUUCUUCUAUCUGUUAUUGGAUAUGCUGUGGACCUGGGAAAUGUGUGGAGAUUUCCUUACGUCUGUUACCAGAAUGGAGGAGGGGCAUUUCUUAUCCCAUAUGUGAUCAUGGCUGUUUUUGGUGGGAUCCCAUUGUUUUAUAUGGAGCUGGCCAUGGGUCAGUAUCACAGGAAUGGCUGCAUUUCUAUAUGGAGAAAAAUCUGUCCCUUAUUUAAAGGAAUUGGCUAUGCCAUCUGCAUGAUCGCUCUUUAUGUCGCAUUUUAUUACAACACCAUUAUGGCCUGGGCUCUCUACUACCUCAUAUUCUCAUUCCGCUCCGAGCUGCCCUGGACCAGCUGCCUCAAUGAGUGGAACACGGGCAACUGCACCAACUACUUCCAAAACAGCAGCGUCAGCUGGUCUAACAGCUCCAUCUCCCCCGCAGAGGAAUUUUACACCCGGCUAGUGCUUCAGAUACACAAGUCGAAAGGUCUGCACGAUCUUGGGGGAAUCAGCUGGCAGCUCACUCUGUGUCUGCUCCUCAUAUUCAUUGUGGUCUAUUUCAGCAUAUGGAAAGGAGUGAAAACAUCUGGCAAGGUGGUGUGGUUUACGGCUACAUUUCCUUACAUUGUGCUGACCCUCCUGUUAAUUCGAGGAGCUACACUUCCUGGUGCCUGGAGGGGAGUUCUUUUCUACUUGCAGCCCGACUGGGACAAGCUUCUCACUACUGCGGUCUGGGUUGAUGCUGCUGCACAGAUAUUUUUCUCUCUUGGCCCGGGCUUCGGAGUAUUACUUGCAUUCGCCAGCUACAAUAAAUUCCACAACAACUGUUAUCAGGAUGCUUUGGUUACCAGCACAGUCAACUGUAUGACAAGUUUCAUGUCCGGGUUAGUCAUUUUCACUGUCUUGGGUUACAUGGCAGAAAUGAGGAAUCUGGACGUCUCAGAAGUGGCCAAAGAUACAGGUCCCAGCCUAUUGUUUAUCACCUAUGCUGAGGCCAUUGCCAAUAUGCCGGCGUCUACCUUCUUUGCCAUUAUAUUCUUUCUGAUGCUAAUCACUUUGGGUCUGGACAGCACGUUUGCAGGGCUGGAGGGGGUCAUAACGGCAGUGCUGGAUGAAUUCCCACAUAUAUGGGGAAAGCGCCGAGAGCUGUUCGUCUUCCUUCUAAUCUCAGUCUGCUUCCUGGGGUCCCUUUCCACACUAACAUUUGGUGGCGCCUACAUGGUGAAGCUGUUUGAGGAAUAUGCCACCGGUCCCGCCGUACUGACAGUUGUAUUUCUGGAGGCCAUUGCUGUGUCUUGGUUCUAUGGUAUCAAUCAGUUCUGCAGAGAUGUCAGAGAGAUGUUGGGUUUCAGUCCGGGAUGGUUCUGGAAGAUCUGCUGGGUGGCCAUCUGCCCCCUGUUCCUCCUGUUCAUAAUUUGCAGCUUCAUGUCCAGCCCUCCGGAUCUACGGCUCUUUGACUACCAAUAUCCCAGCUGGACUGUGGUGCUUGGCUAUUGCAUUGGGACAUCCUCGUUCAUCUGCGUUCCAGCAUACAUGGUGUACCUACUCACCAGCACGCCUGGCUCAAUAAAAGAGCGCUUUUUGAAGAGCAUUACCCCAGAGAUCUCGACAGAAAUACCCCUUGGUGGCAUCCACAUGAACGCUGUUUAACCCGAAGGAAGACCUUUUAUCAGUCCACUUUGCGAACUCUUCAUCCUCCAUUCCGUGCCUAAGGGAAACUCUUCCACACCAUGGACUCCACAGUUCAUACUCCACCACCACUGGAGAUUCACUUCUCGAGAGGCAGGUUGCACUCAUUGCCUGCUGAACAUUUCAAGAGGAGAGUUAGCAAGGAAUUUAUGGCAGUUUAGGAUUGAGCGAGACAGUGGGAAGGUGGUUUCUGUAUGACAAGGUAAUGCUCUUAGUCAUUAUGACUAAAAUAUGUUUAUGCAGUUGUAGGGAGGGAUGGGUGCCAUUUUGGCCUGCAUGAUGCACUUGAAGGUGCCAUUAACACUGCAUCUUUAUCCUACAUUCUAAUGGAGACUACCACUAACUAAAUACUUAGGAAUCCAUUUUAAAUAUAAAUAUAAUGUCCUGUAGUUUCUUUAUGUCAGAGUUUGUAUUUUUGAUAUGUUGAUACAAGAGUAAAAAAGGGAUUGAAUGAAAGGGGCAAGAGCCCAUAUGCCAAAUAUGACUAGUCACUGUUACCUCUCUAGGAGGAAAAGAGUUAACAGGUUAUGGGAAGCACACAAAAUACCCUGGACAGCUUAGAUAUUGUUUUAGAACCAGAGAUGUAGAAGUAAAACCGGAGAUCACUUUAGGUAAAGGACAACGUUUUGACACAAACUCCAUGGGUUCUGGGCUCACAAAGUCAGAACCCUGAGCAAAGAGAUCACAGGGCUUUUAUAAACUUGUAAAAAAGGAGAGCAUAGAGCUAUUGUUCCACAGCACAGAAGAGACAAAGAACUGCUCCUACAGCCAAGCAUGUGGCUCUACUCUCAAGGCCAGGAUACUAGCAACUAGACUAAGGCUUGAAAACAGAAUCCAUCCCAGUCAUGGGAGCUCACGGGGAAUAUGCAGACACAGAAUUUUAUUCUCUUUAAAUGUAAAUGGGUGAAAAUCCCUCUUUUCCAUUCCUGUCAUGGGACGCUUUUCUUUCUUUCCAUCAAGAAGGUAUAGAAGUAAAACCCAAAUGGCACCUGUUGUGUAAAGAAUUAACCUAACACAGCCAUAAAGCCAAGGUAUUGGAUAGUUUUGAAUAGUCUUGAGCCCAACAUUCUGAAAGCUGUGUAACUAAGUGCUCAAAGUGCUGCAGAGAAAUUCAGUUGAAUACAAUGUGACCAUAAAUAUAUAGAAACUGAUGGUACUGUCUAUACAUAUAUGUGCCACAAUAUUUGCUUCAUGUCUUUGUUGGGGACAAAUAACACCGAUGUAUAACAGUCAGACAGAUAUAAGUAGCCUGUAGAUCCAUCUGCUGUUUUUUUACUCUUCUGUAGAAGAAUGUGACCUGUUUUCAUUCCAAUGCUUUAACUGUAACACGCGGCAGGUUUUAUUGGGGUACCUUAACAGUCUAUGGAACCUGUCUAAGAUAUGGACCUCACAUUAGACCAAAAGGAUUUGUACUAAAAAUAAUCUCUAAAGGUGUCAAUGGAUCUUUCAAAAUAUCGUUCAUGUCCAAUACUAACUGUGGAAUUUUUAGAUAUACAGGUAGAAACAAUAGAAUUGUACCUGUAUCAUCAGCACUAAAAGUUGCCAAUGUCCAGGUGCCUUCAAAGGGGCCCGAUCAAAAUUUUUUGGCCAGCCUGAUUGAUGAGCCAACCGAUAUCCAAGUCUUCUGCCAAUAUUGAUCGACUCGUCUCCUGCCCAAUGACACAGCGAAUAUCGUCCGAAACGAUAUUUAUGGUGCGUCUAAGACCACCUUAACUCCAAAAAUCUACAAUUGGAAUGGACAGUAUUAUACUUGGUUUGGAAAUGGGUCAUAGGGUUCAGAUCAUUCUUUUUUAAAUGUUGUUGGGUGACCCUGAUAAAGCUGCAGUUUCUUCUAUGCUCUGUAUCUUCAGAUGAUCAAGGAAGCAAUGGCAAAGUCUAAGAAUAUAAAGAAAGUGCUGUUAUAUGUAACUGUCAUUGCAGUGCUGUCCUGCUUCAUAGUUCACAGCUCUAGAACAGUCUCUAUAAUAUUGUCCUAGCACCUCCUUUAAGACUUUGCAGUUAGAGUGAUAUUAGGACUUUUUUGCUGGUGCCGAGAAGGUUAUAGAGUAAGUCAUACUAAGACCUGGCUAUGGAACGUGUGUGCUAAUUUGCUAAAGAAUGGCUAUUCAAUUUAAGUACCAUGAGCAGGAUAUGGCCCACUCAAACAUGUGUUGGUUCCCAGCCUGCCAGUGGCUUUAUAUAAGUCUAUAACACAACUAGGAAUGUGCAUAACCCAAACUGUACUUAUUUGUUCUACAAGAAGCCAUUUUAAAGCUUUGUCACCCCAUAAAUGAGAGCAAUAAAGCAGUUAGGCCACCAGUGAUGGCUCUCAGGCCAGUGAGCUUUAGAGUUUCUGUUGUGAGCAGCUCAGUACAGAUUGCAUGGGGCCUGCCUGGCAGUUUCAGUAUUUUGGGAGAACGUGUUGAUCUAAAGGUAUAAAACAAGGUGUUUCAUGCACAAUGGGAAUCAUCUUCCAGCUCUUUGGUAGUCAGAAAUUUAAUGAGACAGGAAUGACCUGUACUUUUCAAGUUACUAUUUAAAGCAGAUUUACGAGGGUUAACUCUGGCUUAGUCUCAGCCAUGUAAUAUUAGUAUUUCUUAGUUAAGCUAGCAACAGUAACAGCGCAUGCAGAGCUAACAUAUUGUGUGCACUGCUAUCCAAGAAGAACAGAAGAAGUACAUUCACAGACACUAGCUUAGCAUACGUUUUCUCUUAUAAACAUUACUACAUUUUGUUGUGCGGGUUUUUGUGUCCCCUAUUGCAUGGUGCUUCUAAUCACAGAAAUAUUCCUUAUCUGGAAUUCCCUAGGUCCCCAUUGUUCUGGAUAAUAGAUCUUAUACCUGUAGCUGCUUUAUAAUAACAUUUAUCUAUCCUUCUUUUUGUAUCCAUUAACUUUUUGGAACACGCAGUGAACUAUUGGAUGUUGUGCACACAUUGACAACCCAAAAUCCAUUGUUCUGAGCAUUUGGCUUGGGGGUUGAUCAAUCACAUCACUGCAAUGAAAGUGGCUCCAGUUCAUUCCAUUGGCCAUUAGGCUUAUAUAGUACAUAUGCCAGGAGGAGUUUAUCAGCCAACAAGGUUUUUUUUGUUGGAAAUUUAUUGUGAUUGAGUGUGCAAUUAUUUAGGACCCACCACAUGAACCAUCUUGGACGAUCAGACCAUGUAUAGAUGGUUUUGGAGGUGCACACAGUAAAAUGACCACAGUAAUCUGCAAGAAAAAACUUUAGAUAACUUUCCCUUCCUCAAUUGGAGCGGGUUUGCACUUGGACAUUGCAUGAAUAAGACCUUGCACAAGUUGGUUCCCCUGGACUGACACAUUGGGGCAAAUUCCUCAAGAUUCGUAGUUGCGCCAGGCGUAAC